AGAGGCCCCUCCACACUUCCUGUGUGGGGUUCAGAAACUCGCCUCCCCUCCCAGCCUUAGGUGCCUGCUUCGGAAAAUGAAGUAAUAAGCCACCGGCCUCCGCCAUCUUAGGUAGAAUAAGGGUCCAUCCAGUGAGAGAAGGAUGCAGUCGGGGAACCUCUGGAGAAUUCUGGGACUCUGUCUCUUAUCAGUUGGCGCUUGGGGGCAGGAAGAGACUGAGGAACCUACGGGUGAAUCAACAGGUUCACCUCCAGAGAAAGGGUAUAAAGUUUCCAUCUCUGGAACCACGGUAGUGCUGACAUGCCCUGAGGAAGUUGAAGGUGAAAAUCUACAAUGGGAAAUGAAUGGUGAAAAAAUACCAGAGGCUAAUGAAAAGCAGCUAUCUCUGGCUGAGUUUUCAGAAGUGGAGAACAGUGGUUAUUAUGCCUGCUAUGGAGACGCCUCGAAGAAGAACUCUCUCUACCUGAAGGCAAGAGUGUGUAGGAACUGCAUGGAGGUGGAUGUGAUGGCAGUGGUUGCAAUCAUCAUAGUUGACAUCUGCAUCACUCUGGGCUUGCUGCUGCUGGUGUAUUACUACAGCAAGAACAAAAAGGCCAAUGCCAUGCCUGUGAUGAGAGCAAGAGGUACCGGCGGCAAGACUAGGGGACAAAACAAGGAGAGGCCACCACCUGUUCCCAAUCCGGACUACGAGCCCAUCCGGAAAGGCCAGCAGGACCUGUAUUCUGGCCUGAAUCAGAGAGGCAUCUGACGGCUCCUGAGGACGCUGCCUCCUCCAGGCCCAGCUCUGGCUUCUCCAAGGCCUGCUACUCCCUGUACCCUGGGUAAAUCCUGGACUCCAGAAGAGAAUUGUUCCUCUGCCUGCUGGAGAACUCACACCCUGCAGCCUUGUCCCCAGCUCCCUCCAUUCUGCCUUCUCUGCUGGCCCUCAGCCCUAGACUAUCUCUGCCUCAUUAUCUUGUGAAACAUCACAGCUCCUCACGCCCUCACGCCCUCACGCCCGGGCUGCCCUCUGGUCAGGCUAUUUAUUUCUGUUAUUCACCCCCACCAUCACCAGUUCCUUCCUACCCUGCAGGAGAUGUCCCUGCUCCCUUCCCUUCCCCCCUUUCCUGGGAAGAACUUGCCCCCAUCCCUAACUAUUGCAUCUGUCUACCUUUCUUUUCUUCCAGCUCUCUCUUUGGCAACGCUUUGUGGGGAUGGACUGGGUAACUCCAGCAGGGGGCCUGCCCCAUGCACAGACCCUGGCCCAGAGCCAGCCCGUUACUCCCUACCCCAGGUCUUCCCUGCAGGCCCCUCCAUGAAUAUGCUAGGCUCCCUGACAGCUGAGAGAGAAAGAAAUAAAGUGUAUUUG
Molecule: messenger RNA, 1348 nt
Organism: Neomonachus schauinslandi (Hawaiian monk seal)
Lineage: Eukaryota; Metazoa; Chordata; Mammalia; Carnivora; Phocidae
Gene: CD3E
Product: CD3e molecule
Exons: 9
Coding region: 143-748 (201 amino acids)
Biological process (GO): positive thymic T cell selection; cell surface receptor signaling pathway
Cellular component (GO): alpha-beta T cell receptor complex; membrane; external side of plasma membrane
Molecular function (GO): transmembrane signaling receptor activity
Source: RefSeq, a predicted model, not a curated record